UGGCUAAAUUGGGGGAAGAACAAAAACAAAUACACAAACUCUAAAUUCUAAAACCCUGAACCGGAGGUUUUACGGCCUCCCAUAUCUGCUCCAGAGAAAAUGAUGCUCGGAAUCCGAUCACCCGCCGCCGUACGUGUGGCGGUUCGGACUCUGAGAUCCUCUGCUAACCACCGCGGCUGCAUCAGCAGCACCAGAACGAUUGUUUCUCAUCGUUAUCGCUUCAAUAUUAACAUUAAUCCGCCAUUAGCUUCCAAUGCUAACCCCUACCUUGGUCCGAGAAAUAAUGGCUGGAAUAUUCGCCUGUCUUCAAUUAAAUUGUACUCGACCUGCUCGGAAUCCAGUGCUUCAACUCCCGGCGAUGAUGCUGCUCUGAAAUUCAGUAGUGGCGUCGAGAAUGGUGGAGCUGAUUCCGAGGCGGUGGCGGAUUCUGUUGCAGUGCGGAAUGGCGCGAUGGAUGAGGCGUAUUAUGCAAUUGAAUUGGCGUUGGAUUCGGUGGUGAAGAUAUUUACGGUGGCGAGUAGUCCGAGUUACUUCCUUCCUUGGCAGAAUAAGUCUCAGCGCGAAUCCAUGGGCUCCGGAUUUGUUAUUUCGGGGAAGAGAAUCCUGACGAAUGCCCAUGUUGUGGCCGAUCAUACUUUUGUCCUUGUUAGAAAGCACGGCUCUCCCACCAAAUAUCGAGCAGAAGUCAAAGCUGUUGGUCAUGAAUGCGAUUUGGCUAUCUUGGUGGUUGAGAAUGAAGAGUUCUGGGAAGGAAUGAACUCUUUGGAGCUUGGUGAUAUUCCCUUUCUCCAAGAAGCUGUUGCGGUUGUUGGUUAUCCUCAAGGUGGAGACAACAUUUCCGUUACGAAAGGGGUUGUCUCGAGGGUUGAACCAACACAAUAUGUGCAUGGUGCGACACAGCUAUUGGCAAUACAGAUCGAUGCGGCUAUUAAUCCAGGAAAUAGUGGAGGCCCAGCGAUAAUGGGUGACAAAGUUGCUGGAGUGGCAUUUCAAAACCUUUCAAAUGCAGAGAACAUAGGUUACAUUAUUCCUGUGCCUGUGAUAAAGCAUUUCAUUUCGGGUGUCGAAGAAACUGGAGACUAUGUUGGAUUCUGCUCCAUGGGUUUGUCCUGCCAACCUACCGAAAAUGCACAACUUCGGGAACAUUUUAAAAUGCGUCCUGAUUUAACAGGAGUACUCGUGAGUAGAAUCAACCCAACCUCUGAUGCACACAGAGUUCUAAAAAAAGACGAUAUUAUCCUUUCGUUUGAUGGUGUUCCCAUAGCAAAUGAUGGAUCAGUUGCUUUCCGGAACAGAGAGCGAAUAACAUUUGAUCAUUUGGUCUCUAUGAAGAAACCAAAUGAUACUGCCCAAGUUAAAGUAUUGAGAAGUGGUGAAGAGCAUGAAUUCACCGUCACCCUUCGUCCAUUACAUCCUCUUGUUCCAGUUCAUCAAUUUGAUAAGCUUCCAAGUUAUUUGAUUUUCGCUGGACUCGUGUUUGUUCCAUUGACACAACCAUAUCUUCACGAAUACGGAGAAGAUUGGUAUAAUGCUUCUCCCCGUCGAUUAUGUGAACGAGCGCUAAGAGAACUGCCCCAGAAACCUGGUCAACAAUUUGUUAUUCUCUCUCAGGUACUGAUGGAUGAUAUAAACACGGGUUAUGAACGCCUUGCUGAUUUACAGGUGAAGAAGGUGAACGGAGUAGAAGUGGACAACUUGAAACAUUUGAGACAACUUGUGGAAGACGGUGGAAACGAGAAUGUUAGAUUCGAUUUGGACGAUGAAAGAGUAAUUGUUCUGAACUACGAUUCGGCAAAAACUGCCACAUCUCGUAUACUAAAACGCCACAGAAUACCUUCUGCCAUGUCUGAUGACCUUAUCGAAGAACAAGACGUUUCGGUUAUUGAGGUCGCUUGUUCUAAGUGAGCUUUCCUAUUUUUCGGUUCAGUUAAUUUAUUCCAACAUCUGUCCAGAUCUCAUUUAUUUAUUUAUUUUAAAUUAUUUAUAUACGUUUUCGGGGCAGUGUAAAUUUUGAUCUUGGUGCAAAUUCUUAAAUAUUUGAAAAACAUGAACUAAUAAAUCGAAAAGCGAAUAUUCCCAUUCCAA
Molecule: messenger RNA, 2085 nt
Organism: Erythranthe guttata (spotted monkey flower)
Lineage: Eukaryota; Viridiplantae; Streptophyta; Magnoliopsida; Lamiales; Phrymaceae
Product: protease Do-like 10, mitochondrial
Biological process (GO): proteolysis
Molecular function (GO): serine-type endopeptidase activity; protein binding
Source: RefSeq, a predicted model, not a curated record